Molecule: messenger RNA, 3763 nt
Organism: Urocitellus parryii (Arctic ground squirrel)
Lineage: Eukaryota; Metazoa; Chordata; Mammalia; Rodentia; Sciuridae
Gene: Rsbn1l
Product: round spermatid basic protein 1 like
Cellular component (GO): nucleus
Source: RefSeq, a predicted model, not a curated record
UUUAAAAGUCUUCAAGCCCCGGGGAUAUCUUACCUUCAGGCUCGGAAGUAAUCCGAAAGGAAGUAUCCUGUCCAUAGGACUUUAUCUUCCCACAAAGCACGAGCGUUCACGACCUUAGCAAUAGUAAUACAUCUUGUCACCACAAUAAGUGAUUUUUUUAGUCCCUCCCAUCAAUUGACUACCGACUAACAAAAGAAAGGAUUUAUUUCUCCGCAACACUUCUCUGAGCUAAGCAUCCCCGAAAAACAGCUUUCCGAACGCGCAGAGGCAGGAAGGGAAAAGCACGCCGGGCGAAAAAGGAAGAGAAAGUGGUACAACUGCAACAAAGUCUUCGAGGCGGGAACAAACGCGCCCUCGGUCGGGGCAGAUUUGGGGUCCAGAGUGUCCCAGACACUCUCACAGGGCACCCGAGUUCACGCUGGCGACAGUCGGAGACCCUCSCCUCCGGCAGUUCCCCCUGCUACUACCCGCACCCCGCGGAGCUCUGACCUCCAAAGCAAGUCCGCUUGGCAAUUCCAACCCUUCGCUUUAUGCCCGCACCUUUGAUUGGAUUCUAGAUGGAUCCCUCAGUGUGUCUCACCCUAUGAAAGACCCGGCCGGUGGCCCGGCAGCCCCGCCCCCGCCCCGCCCCUGGCAGAGGACCCGCCCCGAGCCUCGCGCCAGGGAGCGGAGGAGAGUAAAUACAACAGGAGCGCAAGAUGGCGGAACCGCCGAGCCCAGUGCACGGCGCCGCCGCCGCCUCUGCCUCCGUCGUUUCCGAGAAAGAACCAUUUGGCAAGCUUCAAUCUUCCUCUCGGGACCCACCGGGUUCUCUGUCCGCAAAGAAGGUCCGGACUGAGGAGAAGAAGGCGCCGCGGAGAGUGAACGGAGAAGGGGGUAGCGGCGGGAACAGCAGGCAGCUGCAGCCGCCCGUGGCACCUUCGCCUCAGAGCUAUGGCAGCCCCGCGUCUUGGAGCUUCUCUGCUCUUUCUGCUACCCCAUCUCCGUCGUCUUCUCGGAGCUGUUUCUCUUUCUCCGCGGGUUCGGCGGUCCCCUCUUCAGCCUCCGCUUCCUUGUCUCAGCCGGUGCCGCGCAAACUGCUGGUCCCUCCUACGCUGCUGCACGCCCAGCCUCACCAUCUCCUGCUGCCGGCCGCCGCUUCCUCGGCUAACGCCAAGCCACGCAGACCUAAGGAAAAGCGGGAGAAGGAGAAGAGGAGGCACGGCCUUGGCGGGGCCGCCCGGGAGGAGAACGGGGAGGUGAAGCCGCUGCCGCGAGAUAAAAUCAGAGACAAAAUUAAAGAGAGAGACAAAGAAAAAGAGAGAGAAAAAAAGAAGCAUAAAGUAAUGAGUGAGAUCAAGAAAGAGAAUGGAGAAGUAAAGAUUUUACUGAAAAGUGGGAAGGAGAAACAAAAAACAAAUGUAGAAGACUUACAAAUUAAAAAGGUAAAGAAGAAAAAGAAAAAGAAACACAAAGAGAAUGAAAAACGGAAGCGUCCAAAAAUGUAUAGCAAAUCUAUUCAGACUAUUUGCUCAGGAUUGCUAUCUGAUAUUGAAGAUCAAGAAGCCAAAGGUAUCUUAAAUGAUAACUUAAAGGAUUACAUUGGAAAGAAUUUGGAUACCAAGAAUUAUGACUCCAAAAUUCCAGAGAACAGUGAGUUUCCAUUUGUCUCAUUAAAAGAGCCACGAGUUCAGAAUAUCCUCAAAAGAUUGGACACUUUGGAGUUCAAACAGCUCAUUCAUAUUGAGCACCAGCCUAAUGGAGGUGCAUCAGUUAUCCAUGCUUACAGCAAUGAACUCUCCCACCUGUCUCCUAUGGAGAUGGAAAGGUUUGCAGAAGAGUUUGUGGGUCUAGUGUUCAGUGAAAAUGAAAACUCUGCAGCUUUUUAUGUAAUGGGUAUUGUUCAUGGGGCAGCUACUUAUUUACCUGACUUUUUAGACUACUUUUCAUUUAAUUUUCCCAAUUCACCAGUGAAAAUGGAGAUAUUGGGAAAGAAAGAUAUAGAGACAACAACUAUGUCCAAUUUUCAUGCUCAGGUAAAAAGAACAUAUUCUCAUGGUACUUACAGAGCUGGCCCAAUGCGACAAAUAAGCUUGGUGGGAGCAGUUGAUGAAGAAGUGGGAGAUUACUUCCCUGAAUUUCUUGACAUGUUGGAAGACUCACCAUUUUUAAAAUGUACACUGCCAUGGGGGACAUUAUCUAGUCUAAAAUUAGAGAGUCGAAAAGACAGUGAUGAUGGUCCCAUUAUGUGGGUACGUCCAGGAGAACAAAUGAUCCCUGUGGCUGAUAUGCCAAAGUCACCUUUCAAAAGGAAAAGAACUACCAAUGAAAUAAAAAACCUUCAGUACCUACCUCGAACCAGUGAGCCUCGUGAGAUGCUCUUUGAAGACAGGACAAGGGCCCAUGCAGAUCAUAUAGGACAAGGUUUUGAACGACAGACAACAGCUGCUGUUGGAGUACUGAAGGCUGUGCACUGUGGAGAGUGGCCUGAUCAACCCCGAAUAACCAAAGAUGUAAUUUGUUUUCAUGCUGAAGAUUUCUUAGAAGUAGUUCAACGAAUGCAGUUAGAUUUACAUGAACCUCCACUGUCCCAGUGCGUCCAGUGGGUUGAUGAUGCAAAACUUAAUCAACUAAGGAGAGAAGGCAUUCGCUAUGCCAGGAUUCAGCUCUAUGAUAAUGACAUUUAUUUUAUUCCAAGGAAUGUCGUUCAUCAGUUCAAGACAGUUUCAGCAGUAUGCAGUUUAGCAUGGCAUGUUCGGCUCAAAUUAUAUCACUCAGAGGAGGACACAUCUCAGAAUACAGCUACUCAUGAAACAGCCACAUCACCAGAUUCCAUAUCAUCAGUUCUUGGACCUCACACGGACAACAUGAUUUGUGCUGUAAGCAAAACUUCCUUGGAUUCUGUUUUUUCAGAAAAACUUCAUUCUAAACAUGAAUUAUCGCAGAUCAAACAUGAACCUGUUUCAUCUGUAAGAAUCAAAGAAGAACCUGUGAAUGUUAAUAUUUCUGAAAAGACUAAAGCAUCGAAUAAUAUGGAUGGCAAGAAUGUUAAAGCAAAAUUGGAUCAUGUUCGGUUUACAGAAUUUAAGAUUGACAUGGAAUCUAAAUUUGAAAAUAGCAGCAAAGAAUUAAAGGAAGAACUGUGUCCUGGAAGUCUCAUAAGUCUAGUUGAUACAAGGCAACUUAGUUCAGCACACUCAAAUCAAGAUAGAAAAGAUGAUGACAUUUUGUGCUAAAUUUGUACAUAGCAUUUAAUUUUUUUUAAAAAAAAUAAUAAUGUAAUAAAUAUUCAUGAAUUCUGAAAGCAAGCCAAGGACUUGCUCUCAAGUCUGUUACAAAAUAUAGUUUAUGUAGCUUUGUAACAUUCCUCAGUGCCUGUCCAUAACUGUGAAGUAUAAAGCACUUAGGGCCAGAUGCACUGUAAACAUUGCAGGUUUAAACAUAAAGGAGUCUAUAAAAAAAUCCAUUUCAGUUGGAGUUGUAGAUUUUAGAAUGGAGCUGACAUUAAAAUAAAUAAAUAUGUAGAUAUGUAUAUAAACAUACAUAUAUAUCUACAUAUUUAUUUAUUUAUUUAGUAAUAUGAGCCAGAAUUCUUUUUUGACAAUUUAAAGCUUUUCCAUACAGCUUAUUUAUACCAACUACCCCCCCCCCCAUUUUGGGUGUGUCAGCACUGUAGUGUAAUUAGCUUUUUAAAAAUCUUUUUAGUGUGAUUUAUACUGAAAUGUGAGCCAAUUAAUAAAGGUUCAUAAUAAUAAAUGUUUUCUGUUGGGUCUGCGAAGACAAA